UUUUUGGAAAAGAAGAAUUUUGAAUUUGAAAAUUUGAAAUAAUUUUUUAUUUUCUUUUGAAUGAAAUGAAUAAUUUUGUACGAAAGUUUAGAUAGAUCUUGUAAAAAAUUACUUCGUUGAGUGAGAUUUACACUUCUGCUUCAUUCGGUUCUCCAGUUCUACGUGUUUUUUACGUAGUGUUUCUUUUGAUGCAAGUAAAUUUGAACUGAUAAACAUGCCGGUAUUAAAAUUUCCUCUGAUGCAAGAAUUUCGUCAAAAAUUCGUCAUGACGAAUAGAGAAAGAUUACAGUGGUUCCCAGGACACAUGUCAGGAGGUAUGAAAAAAAUGCAACAGAAACUGUCUAGAAUUGACUGCAUUAUUGAAGUUCACGAUGCUCGGAUCCCCAUCACCGGAAGGAAUCCUAAUUUCAAGCUCGAGUUUUUAGGAACAGGCAAACCUCAUAUUUUGGUAUUGAAUAAGAUGGAUUUGGUCAACCCGAAGUUCUAUCAACCGAUUACUGAUUAUAUUUAUGCUUCUGAGAAAAUCGAUAAAGUCUUAUUCACCAAUUGCAAAAGGGAUAAAUCAGCUGAAAUCAAAAACGUAAUACCUGAAAUAAAAAAAGUCAUUUCGCAAUCUAUGCGAUACAAUCGUUCGGAAAAUAGAGAAUAUGGUGUGAUGAUAAUCGGUGUACCGAAUGUGGGCAAAUCUUCGUUGAUAAACGCUGUAAGAGCAGCUACGUUGAAUAAAGGAGGAGCAACUCCUGUCGGCGCCAGAGCUGGUAUUACCAAAAGUGUUCUAACUCGUAUUAAAAUUAGUUUCGAACCUCCGGUAUACGUAUACGAUACACCUGGUAUAUUGACUCCGAAGAUACCGAAUGUUGAUGUUGGCAUGAAACUAGCUUUGUGUGCUUGUUUUCAAGAUCAUAUGGUUGGAAUUAUGGUCAUAGCUGAUUAUAUUUUAUACUGGAUGAAUAGGAAUUACAAUCAUAGCUAUAUGGAUUUUUUCGGAAUUGAGAAACCGUGCGAUGAUGUUUAUCUACUGCUAGCUCAAUACGCCAUUAAAAAAAAUAUGUUCAAUAAUCGAAAAGUUGCCAAUAAUAUGGAACGUAAACCAGAUAUGGAUUUAGCUGCGAAAGAUUUCGUUCUUGCUUUUAGAAAUGGCACGUUGGGGCCAGUUUUAUUGGAUGCCGAUAUUCUGCCUUGAGAAUACGUUCGAUUAUUCGAACUGGUUUACUUCUUCUGUCUGUGAUACAGUAUUUUUAAGUUGAGAAAAAUUCGUAAAUGGUUUUUAGCGUGUUGAUUCGUUACUGGAAAUAAUAAGUUUGAACUACUCUAAAAUGAUUUUUCCACUAUAUGGAACUGAAACUGAACUUUAUUACAUCAUUUUUACAAAACAAAACCUUAAAAUACUUUUUAUAAUUAUCACCGAGAAACUUAUAAUCCUGUACAGAUUUUCUUAUAACGUACACUCCGACGUUAUAUCACCAUUAAUUAAAAACAUAUCAUAUCACACUACACUCGACAUCUCGCAGUAUUCAACAAAAUAAUAAAUAUUUAGCUGUGCUUGACUAGCGUGUACUGUUGUGAUCUUGAACGCUAACGAAAAAAUUUAAAAUUAUUUUACAAACCGAAAUACAUACGUAACUUAACCAGGAACAUGAAUUUAAAUCUUAAAGUAUAUAUUUUAUCAGA
This is a messenger RNA of Planococcus citri (citrus mealybug), 1671 nucleotides long. RefSeq names its product mitochondrial GTPase 1. The transcript is spliced from 8 exons. Gene Ontology annotation, cellular component: mitochondrion. NCBI's taxonomy places the organism in Eukaryota, Metazoa, Arthropoda, Insecta, Hemiptera, Pseudococcidae. Gene Ontology annotation, molecular function: GTP binding; GTPase activity. Bases 215 to 1183 code for a protein of 322 amino acids. The record is from RefSeq and is a predicted model, not a curated record. Gene Ontology annotation, biological process: mitochondrial translation.